GAGGGCCGGGGACGGGAAGAGGGCGGAGAGCGGAGGCCCCGGAGCGCCUCUCUGGCCCCCCUAUCGCACGCGCUUCUCGACUGCUCCGGACCGGCGUGGUAUUGUGGGAUCGCGGCGCCCGGGCCUGAGACUCUCGCCGCCGCCGGGGCGUCCACUCGAGAGAACGAGCGAGCGCCUCCUGUCGUCCGCAUAGCGGCCCUGCCGGCCCUCGGCUCCCCCCAACUCCUCCCGCCGCCGCCGCCCCCCCCAUCCCCUCCUCCUCCAUCCUCCAGUUCAAAAUGGCGACGGCGGCGGCGGCGGCGGCGGCGGCGAUGGCUCCUCCGGGCUGCCCGGGUUCGUGCCCCAACUUCGCCGUCGUCUGCUCCUUCCUGGAACGCUACGGGCCGCUGCUGGACCUGCCCGAGCUGCCCUUCCCCGAGCUGGAGCGGGUGCUGCAGGCGCCGCCGCCGGACAUCGGCCACGGAGAAGUACCAAAAGAAUUGGUGGAGCUCCAUUUGAAGUUGAUGAGGAAGAUUGGCAAAUCCGUUACAGCAGAUAGAUGGGAAAAAUACUUGAUCAAGAUAUGCCAAGAGUUUAACAGUACCUGGGCAUGGGAGAUGGAGAAAAAAGGCUAUCUUGAAAUGAGUGUGGAGUGCAAACUAGCACUCUUAAAGUAUCUCUGCGAGUGUCAGUUUGAUGACAAUCUUAAAUUCAAGAAUAUAAUUAAUGAGGAGGAUGCUGAUACUAUGCGUCUCCAGCCAAUUGGGCGGGACAAAGAUGGCCUCAUGUACUGGUACCAGUUGGAUCAAGACCACAAUGUCAGAAUGUACAUAGAAGAACAAGAUGAUCAAGAUGGCUCUUCUUGGAAAUGCAUUGUCAGAAAUCGAAACGAGUUGGCUGAGACUCUUGCACUCCUGAAAGCACAAAUUGAUCCUGUACUAUUGAAAAACUCUAGCCAACAGGAAGACUCUUCCCGGGAAAGUCCCACUCUAGAGGAUGAGGAGACUAAAAAAGAGGAAGAAACACCUAAACAAGAGGAAUCGAAGGAAAAUGGAAAGACGAAAGGUGAUGGGCAGCCAGGAGAUCCCAUCAAGCGGUCUGUGGCCAAUGUUCUAGAAGAGACAGCUGUGAAGACUGAAAAGGAGGAGGAAAAGGAGCUCGUGAAACUGCCUGUCAUUGUAAAGCUCGAAAAACCUCUGCCAGAAACAGAGGGGAAAAAGAUCAUCAGAGAGGAAAGCGAUUCCUUCAAGGAAAAUGUCAAACCCAUUAAGGUAGAAGCGAAGGAAUGCAGAGUGGACUCCAGGGAUCUCAAGGGCAGCUCGGAGAGACUGGGCACACAGGAGCCUGAGCGAGUAGACUUUGGUGGCAAUAUCCGAUCAUCUCAGGACGUCCCAGAGAAAUCUUCUGAGGAAACAGAGAAGCUUAGAAAUGACCAGCAAGCCAAGAUACCACUCAAAAAACGUGAAAUUAAGCUGAGUGAUGAUUUUGACAGACCUUUGUGUAAGUCAGCUACUCCAACAAAAGAAUUUUUGAAAGAAGAAAUAAAACAAGAGGAAGAGACUUGUAAACGGCUGUCUGCCUCCAGUGCUCUGAGUCACGAAGGGAAACAGCUAGUGAAUGGGGAAAUUAGCAAUGACAAGCUAACUCCAACUCUUAAGCCAGAACAAAUGGAGACACAGCUUUGUGAGACAAAGGAAGAUGGUUCUAGCAUCCCCUAUAAGGACGGAAAUGCUGUCAUGGAGGGAAAUGGUGCCGAGAGCUUCAAUUCUGUCUCAGCAAGCUCAAAGAUAAGUGAGCUUGAGAAAGAAGUCCCUUCAGGAAAUGGUGUAGAUAGCUCUGUGUCUACCGUAGAGAGCCUCAGUCAGAAGGGAUGGUCAGAGGAGUCUGCGCCUCCAAAUGUGGAAAUGCCUCUUGAGCCUUCGGAGACAGCGACUGAUCUCUCUUUAAAACCCUCGCCAUCUGCCACUGAAUCCUGUACGGCGAAAGUCGAAGAGAAGGCCCCCAAAAGUAAGAAUGAGACCCACACUCCAGGCAUAGAAUGCCCGGAAGAAGUGGAGAAGGCCAAGAAGACUGUUGCUGAUAAGGAAAGGCUGAGUCCAGUACCCAAGGAGGCUGUCAGGAGUCCUCGAGACUCAGAGAAGCCAGGUCCUUGUGACGUGACUGAAACUUCCCUCCCACCCGAGAUGACUGGCCCCAAGGAGAAACUGGCUUCAGAAAAAAAGGAAUGUCUAGAUAGAGGGUCAAGUGAAGGCCAGUCCCUGGAAAAUUCAAGCCCAGAAAUUCUAAAAGAGGAUUCUGAGUCCAGGCAGGUAGAAACGGCUAAUCUGGACACUGUCCAGGCUUCUGGCGUGGAGGGUACUUCUGAGACCAGGAAGGUAGAAACGGCUAGUCUGGACAAUGUCCAGGCCUCUGAGACAAAGGGCUCUGCACAAAAGAACAAAUUCAAAUAUAAGUUAGUUCCUGAAGGAGACAGCACUGCUUCAGAAAACAGAGAGAUCACCUCUGAAAGGCAGAAGGAAGGCAUCAAGUUGACAAUUCGGAUAUCUAGUCGGAAGAAGAAGCCAGAUUGCCCCCCACAAAUUGUAGACUCUGAAAGCAAGGAAGAGAAGGUGGGGAAGGAAGAAGAGAAAACAAGCGUGGGGCGUACUUUAAGAAGGUCUCCAAGAAUAUCUAGACCCACAGCGAAAGUAGCCGAGAUCAGAGAUCAGAAAGCUGAUAAGAAGAAAGGGGAAGGAGAAGAUGGAGUGGAAGACGAGCCAGCAGCUUUGCAGAGAACAGACAAGAAGGAUCACUUGAAAAAAGCAGAAAAGGAUACAAGUUCUAAAGUGAGCAAGGUAAAACCUAAAGGCCGAGUCCGCUGGACUGGUUCCCGGACGCGUGGCAGGUGGAGAUACUCCAGCAACGACGACAGUGAUGGCUCUGACAGUGAGAAGUCCUCUGCGGCCUCGGAGGAGGAGCGGGGCAAGGAGAGUGAGGAAGCCGUCCUUCCAGAGGAUGAUGAGCCCUGCAAGAAAUGCGGCCUCCCGAACCACCCAGAACUAAUUCUCCUGUGCGAUUCCUGCGACAGUGGCUACCACACCGCCUGCCUCCGGCCCCCACUGAUGGUCAUCCCCGAUGGGGAAUGGUUCUGCCCUCCUUGCCAGCAUAAACUACUGUGUGAAAAAUUAGAAGAACAAUUGCAAGAUUUGGACGUUGCUUUAAAGAAGAAAGAGCGUGCUGAGCGAAGGAAAGAACGCUUGGUGUAUGUUGGUAUCAGUAUCGAAAACAUCAUUCCUCCACAAGAACCAGAUUUUUCUGAAGAUCAAGAAGAAAAGAAAAAAGAUGCAAAAAAAUCCAAAGCAAACUUACUAGAAAGGAGAUCAACAAGAACAAGGAAAUGUAUAAGCUACAGGUUUGAUGAGUUCGAUGAAGCGAUUGAUGAAGCUAUAGAAGAUGAUAUCAAGGAGGCUGAUGGAGGGGGGGUCGGCAGAGGAAAAGAUAUCUCCACCAUCACAGGUCACCGUGGGAAAGACAUCUCUACUAUUUUGGAUGAAGAACGGAAGGAGAACAAACGGCCUCAGAGAGCAGCUGCUGCCCGCAGAAAGAAACGCCGGCGACUUAAUGAUCUUGAUAGUGACAGCAACCUAGAUGAGGAAGAGAGUGAGGACGAAUUCAAGAUCAGUGACGGAUCUCAGGAUGAGUUCGUUGUGUCUGAUGAAAACCCAGAUGAAAGCGAAGAAGAUCCGCCGUCUAAUGAGGACAGUGACAUGGACUUCUGUGGCCGCAGACUGAGGCGGCAUCCGUCUCGACCAAUGCGGCAAAGCAGGCGCUUGCGGAGAAAAACCCCAAAGAAAAAGUAUUCUGAUGAUGACGAAGAGGAGGAGGAGUCCGAGGAGAACAGUAGAGACUCCGAAAGUGACUUUAGCGAUGACUUUAGUGACGAUUUUGUAGAAACUCGGCGAAGACGAUCAAGAAGGAACCAGAAAAGACAAAUUAACUACAAAGAAGAUUCAGAAAGUGAUGGUUCCCAGAAAAGUAUACGACGUGGUAAAGAAAUCAGGCGAGUCCACAAGCGCAGGCUCUCCAGCUCGGAGAGUGAAGAGAGCUAUAUGACCAAGAACUCUGAAGAUGACGAGCUAACGAAAGAGUCUAAGCGAUCUGUUCGGAAACGGGGCCGAAGCGCGGAUGAGUACUCAGACGCAGAUGAGGAUGAUGAAGAGGAAGGCAAACCAUCCCGCAAGCGGCUCCACCGCAUUGAGACGGAUGAGGAGAGCUGUGACAAUGCUCGUGGAGAUGCAGAGCAGCCUCCCCAGGACAGCCAGCCCCGGGUCCUGCCCUCAGGGCAGGAGAGCAGCAAGAAGCCCUAUCGGAUAGAAAGCGAUGAGGAAGAGGACUUUGAAAACGUGGGCAAAGUAGGGAGCCCAUUGGACUACAGCCUAGUGGACUUGCCUUCCACCAACGGGCAGAGCCCGGGCAAAGCCAUUGAGAACUUGAUGAGCAAGCCAACUGAAAAGUCCCAGACCCCCAAGGACAACGGCACGGCCAGUGCGAAUCUAGCCCCCAAUGGGACAAGUGGUGGACAGGAGGUGGGGGCCCCAGAGGAGGACGAAGAUGAGCUUUUGCGAGUGACUGACCUUGUUGAUUAUGUCUGUAACAGUGAACAGUUAUAAGACUUCUUUCCAGUUUUGUGCUAAUUUAUUCCACGGUAGCUCUCACCAGCGGGCCAGUUAGUAAAAGCUGUUUAAUUUUCCUAGAAAACGCCACCACGGAACGACUUUUUACAAGAGAAAUUUCAACAAAUCCCGAAGUCUUUCUGUGAAGUGACCAGUUUUGAACUUUGAAGAUUAAUAAUUGCUGUAAAUUCCUUUUGAUUUUCUUUUUCCAAGUUCAUGGUCCUUGGUAAUUUCAUUCAUGGGAAAAAAAAUCUUAUUAUAAUAACAACAAAGAUUUGUAUAUUUUUGACUUUAUAUUUCCUGAGCUCUCCUGACUUUGUGAAAAGUGUGGAUACGAAUGCAUUCCGAAUCUGUGAGGGCCCAAAGCAGACUUCGGGCGGGAGAAGCACUUGCGCUCUAGCUUUUCAUAUUAAAUAUAUAUUAUAUUUAAACACUCAUGGCAUAGAUGGUGAUUAACAAGCUGUUUAAAGGUCCAGUCUACUGUUGCAGUUUGAGAAUUGUAGAUACAACACCGUACAUACGUCACUUAGUAGUAGCCUUCGUGAAAUCAGUUUGUUUGCUCUUGGAGUUACCACGCAUUAAUAAAGAAGAGACCAUGGAAGUACAUUAUAACAACAGUUUAACCUAAGUUUCUGUUACAGUAGAGUUUCUUGUUUUUAAAAAAAAAAUCAGACACACAGAAUCAUCUGAAAAGCAUCUGUAUAGGAAAUGUUAUACCACUGCUCCGGCAACCAGAUCAUGAGAGCAGAGAGUCUGGAGUAGCUUGCAUGCUGUAGUUGUAUGAUGGCCUCUGCACCGUGUCAGGUGGGGAGCUGGUGCAGAGUGAGUGUGGGUUUCCUACUGUGCGGGUACACUGUAGUCGUGUGAGCUCUUCCGGCCAUGUGGUGUUAACUAGCUGAGAUGUGGUUUCAGUGUAAUCCAUCUAAACAUAGCCUAUAUGGAGAUGCUAAGCUGACAGUGGUCUGUUAGCACAUCUGAAGACCCAGAAGGGGUUUCAGGUGAAUUCUCACUGGUCUGUCCUUACCCUUUAGUAUCUACUUCAAAUUGAAGUCUACAAGCAAAGCAGUUCCUUUGGGAGGUUUUUAUUUUUGAGUUUAAGUGUGUGUGUGUGUGUGUGUGUGUGUGUGUGUGUGUGUGUGGUGGAAUUUUCUAUCUGCCUGGAUACAUUAGCAGGAUUUGAAUGUAGUUCUGGCAUUUGGCCAUUCUGUACGUCUAUUAAAAUCCAUUGAUAGUCACACAAACAACAGACCUGCGAGCCGCUGGUUUGCUUCCAUUCUAAACCUCUCAACACUCGAAGGAUUCGCCCUGUGCUUGGAGAAUCGGCAGUUUCUGAUGAGCUAACGGAACAUUGCUGGCACUAGAACGGGAACUUGAUCUUAGUUUCUGGCACAGCCCUAAGCCCGUUAAGCUGUAGAAUUUGUGACUCUUCCCGCCUGGCACGGCCUGAAGCCUUCAGCGUUGCUUCAGUGCGUGCCUUUGCCCGGGAUCCAGGUUCUCUGUUCCAGUGUUGUCUGUUGCCGGCAAUAGACGGACCGUAUCUGCUGCUGGCCCGGGGAACGUCAUUCUUCUUUUACAAUUAAGCAUUGUAUGUUGUAGCCCGUGUACAGUAGACCACUUCUUUGAUAUCAUUAAGAGCUGGCAUCCUACAGACCUCUCUGGAAACCUCGUGCUCCUACUUUCUGCUCCUUCACAAAUCUUGCCUUCCGGCCUUUAAAGUUUAGUGCUGAUUUUAUUCUUUCUGUUACUGGAUUUCUGUUUCACUUUAGUUCCGAAGAACUUGAGCAAUAAUAUUUUUGCUUUGAUUGUAGUGAUGAACUUGUGUUUGCGUAACAAUGAAACA
Myodes glareolus (Bank vole) is the source of this 6471-nucleotide messenger RNA. It is a transcript of the gene Rsf1, whose product is annotated as remodeling and spacing factor 1. NCBI's taxonomy places the organism in Eukaryota, Metazoa, Chordata, Mammalia, Rodentia, Cricetidae. Gene Ontology annotation, biological process: negative regulation of DNA-templated transcription. Gene Ontology annotation, molecular function: histone binding. Gene Ontology annotation, cellular component: RSF complex. The record is from RefSeq and is a predicted model, not a curated record.